UACAAAUCUUGGUAGAUAAUUUCUGGUAGAGUUUGACCUAUAUCAUAAACCUCCGUGCAUGAUUAAGCUGAGUGGAUGUUGUUAUAAACUAGUGUAUCAUGGUUUAUGCACUUGCAAAAAUAUAAAUCACUGCUAAUGACAUCUAAUGGUGUCCUUUAAUGCAUAGAUUCAUGUCUUUGAAGUUGGUGUGGAAGAAUUGCCCUUAAUACGGAUGCAAUUCUAUUAGUAAUUCUUGUUGCAAUAUAAGCUAGUAAAGCAUGUAUACAAUUUGUAUUUUGGUUUGGUGGAUUAAUAGAAAUUCCAAUUGUUCUCUGCUUAUUCAAUUCUUUGAGUGCAAAUCCAUUAUUCAGGUUAGAGUUGAGCAUUUUAGUAUUUUCAGCAGAAUAUCAUGCUAUGCUUUAGCUAGAACACUUAGAUUAUUCUUGCCAACUACGUACUCAACCUAAGCAACUAACUUGGUUCCUCGGGUUUAUUAUUGGAAGUCCUAAAUUGUGGUCGUGGAUAAGUCUUAUAUGUGGUGUUUCAAAUGACGUCUAAACAUUAUCUUUUCUAUUUUAUUGUCCACAUCUUAAUGUGACUAUGGGCCCCACUAAACUUUUCUUUAUUGGGUCUUGAAGCUGAUAUACUGGUAAUUAACCCUGAUUUCACCACCUUUUACAUCCAUACACUUUUAGGUACACAAAAUUAUAAAAAACUUGUGGUUUUCAAUUAUUACUUAUAAUGAAGGUCUAAUAUGUAGAAUGGUUGAUGAUAUGUUUUUAAGACAAUUGAAUGGUCUUAAAAAUGUCCAUUUCUUUCGUAGAUGGACAAAAGUUGGAUGCAUAUCACCGAUAGAUUUAGAUCAAGCGAAUAUGCGAAAGGAGUUUCAGAAUUUAUCUCUUUGGCGCAAGCCCAUGUAGUCAGCCAUGACCAAGUACGUUGUCCAUGUAAAGGCUGCUCAAAUAAUUUCUUCCUACCCAUAACCGAGGUAGAAAGAUAUUUGUUCAUUACAGGCAUUGAUCCAAACUACACAACAUGGAUAUUUCAUGGCGAAGAGGAAGCUUUAUUAUCUAGUGAUGAUGACGAUAGGCACGAUGCCGAACAUGGUGAUGAAUUCAUUGAUGAUAUUGAUGUCAUGUUAGAUGACAUCCGGGCUGGUUCACAUUUUGAUCUUCAUUCAACCGACUCAUUCAACGUUAACUCCUCUACAUCGGUCGACACUCAGUCAACCUUGUCAUUUGAGCAACUUUUGGAGGAUGCUCGUCGUCCUCUUUAUGAAAGUUGUAAGAAGUAUUCAAAGCUUUCUUUUACUGUCAAGUUGUUGCACAUAAAAACAAUAGGGGGUUGGAGUGUGAAGUCCUUCGAUAUGCUUCUUCAACUGCUAAAGUCAGGUUUUCCCAAUGCUCUCUUACCCAACUCAUAUCAGGAGUCGCGAAACUUGGAGCGGGGCCUAGGCUUUAAUUACACCAAAAUACAUGCUUGUCAGAAUGACUGCAUAAUAUUUUGGAAGGAAAAUGAAGAUAAAGAUGAGUGCCCCAAAUGUAAGGUCUCACGUUGGAUAGACGACCGAAGUAAGAAAAACGAAUUCCUCAAAAGGUUCUACGAUAUUUCCCAUUGAAGCCAAGGUUACAACGAUUGUUUAUAUCACAAAAAAACAGCAGUAGAUAUGAGAUGGCAUAGAGAAAAGCGCGUCAAUGAAGACGGUAUUCUAAGACAUCCUGCCGACUCUGAGGAGUGGAAGACAUUUGAUAAAGAGCAUGAUUGGUUUGCCGAAGAUGCUUGAAAUGUCAGGCUUGGGUUAGCUAGCGAUUGUUUCAACCCUUUUAACAAUUUGAGUAAACCUUAUAGCAUCUGGCCAAUGAUACUUGUCCCUUACAACUUGCCCUCGUGGUGUUGUAUGAAAGAUCCAUUCUUCAUCACUUCACUUCUUAUUCCUGGACCAAGAUCACCUGGAAAUGAAAUCGAUGUGUAUCUACAACCGCUAAUUGAUGAUCUCGUGGAUCUAUGGGAAAAUGGUGUAUAUACAUAUGAUGUAGUGGUAGGCCUUACAUUCCGAUUGCAUGUAGCUUUAUUAUGGACAAUCAACGAUUUUUCCGCAUAUGGAAACCUCUCCGGAUGGAGCACUAAAGGAAAAAUGGCAUGUCCAUCAUGCAAUCAACAAACUGAUUUUAUGUGGUUGACAUAUAGUCAAAAGCAUUGUUAUAUGGGUCAUCGUCGAUUCUUGCCACUAGCCCAUAUUUGGAGAAAGAAAAAAAGUCUUUUUAAUGGGAAUGAAGACCAUCGGUUCGGACCUACACCAUUGUCGAGAAAAGAGAUACUCAAUCAACUACAGAAUAUUCCAAAUGAAACGUUUGGUAAAGCUACCAAGAAAAGAAAGCGUACCACUGAGGAGCUAAAUUGGACAAAAAGAAGUAUCUUCUUUCAAUUGCCGUAUUGGUCCACUCUAAAGAUUAGACAUAAUCUUGAUGUGAUGCACAUUGAGAAGAACAUAUGUGAUAAUAUCUUAGGAACUUUGAUGACCAUUCAAGGAAAAACCAAAGAUCAUCCUAAUACAAGUCGUGACCUUUCCAACCUAAAGAUAUGGAAGGAGUUACAACUUAGACAUGAUGGAGAUAAGCUUACCAUGCCACCUGCUUGUUUUACUUUGCAUGGAACUGAGAGGUUAAGCUUCUGCAAGUGGUUGAAUGAUGUGAAAUUUCUCGAUGGCUUUGCUUUUAAUAUAUCUAGAUGUGUUAGCCUUCCUGAUUGCAAGAUUUCGGGAAUGAAAUCUCAAGAUUGUCAUAUAUUCAUGCAAAGACUACUUCCUGUAGCUAUUACAAAAUACUUACGACACGAUGUUAGAUUGGCACUUACUGAGCUCAGCACAUUUUUUAAUAAAUUGUGCACUAGAACAUGUAAGCUUGAUGUCUUGGAGCGACUUCAAGCUGAUAUCACCCUAAUUCUGUGCAAACUUGAGAUGGUAUUCCCGCCCAGGUUUUUCUAUGUAAUGGUCUACUUAGCCUACCAUUUGCCACUUGAGGCCAUGCUUGCUGGCUGGUACAAUAUAGGUGGAUGUAUCCUUUUGAGAUGUACCUUGGUAAAUUCAAGAGGUAUGUUAAGAAUAAGGCGCACCCAGAAGGUUCAAUGGCAGAAGCCUAUAUCCAUGUUGAAUGCUUGAAUUUUUGCUCCAUAUACCUCCAUGAAGUUGAGACCAGAUUCAAUCCACAAGAAAGAAAUGUUGAUGGUGGAGGGACUAAUGUACAAGAUGGACUAUAUGUGUUCCAACAAAAGGUGCGACCCAUGGGUAUGGCAACACGUCAUCAACUAGAAGAUAACCUUUUCAAGACAGCUAAGUGGUAUGUGUUUAAUAACAGCCCAUAAAUUAAAGAAUACCUCAAGUAAAUAUAUAUGAUAAUGCUGCUGUGUAGGUGUUUAAAUUAUGAUUCUUCUAACAUUUUACGAUUUUUUUUUACUGUUUUGCUAUAUUCUCACACAUUCUAAGUACUUUAUAGUGAGCACUACAACAAAGUGAGGGAAGUCCACACAAAUAACGUCGAUCGUUGCCAUGUAGCUGAAUCCCAACUUGGUUCAAGUCCAAAGUAUGUACAUACAACAAUACACUUGUUCCCAUCAGAGUUUUACACUUAUUGGUUUUUUGCAAACCUUAAUGCUUCUCCCUCUUUCCACUUGCGUAGAUCCAAGAUCUGCGUAAGAAUAAUCCCAGUGAAGUGUCUGAAGAUUUAUAUGCACUAGCGUGUGGUCCUGAACCUUGGGUUGUGUCAUACUCUGCUUGCAUCAUGAAUGGCAUAAGAUUUCAUACGAGAAACCGUGAAGAACUCCAUCGCACUCAAAAUUCUGGUGUUUUGGUUAGUGGUGAACACCAAUCAGAAAGUGUCGAGUUUUAUGGUAUUAUAAAAGACAUUUUGGCAUUACAGUAUAUGGGAUGGCGUCAUGUCUACUUAUUUGAGUGCCAAUGGUUUGACAUUGCUAAUCCCAUACGAGGGAUACGUGUGGGUGAGCAUCUUAUGAGUGUUAAUAUGUCGAGAUCAUGGUACAAGGACGAGCCUUUUGUUUUGGCAUGCCAAGCUUCACAUGUGUUUUACCUACAAAAUAUAGGCUUGGGUAGUAGUUGGUAUGCGGUGCAGAAGGUGACAAACAGAAAUGUUUAUGACGUUUCAUCGAACCCAUUAAUAAAAGACGAUGAAUCUGAUUCCAGCGAUGUUGAUGUUUACCAAGAGGACAAUGACGGAGAUGCUUAUAUACCGGUCCAAGUCGAUGAUGAUGGACUAGUGAGUCCAUUGCACAUGAUUGAUGUAGACCCCACACAUUUGGAUGCGUCCUCACUAAUUGCCCACGCGCAUCGUAGCAGCCAAGAAAUACCUUUUAUCAAUGAUGAUGAAGAGGAGAUAUGUUCAGAUGAUAGUUCCAACUCUCUUGGCAGCACAGGUGAAGAUCUCUUCACUGAUGAUGAAACAAACUCGAAUGAGGAUUAGCAGCAUAUCAGAGAGUCCCUUUAGUUUGCACUUAUUAAAUAUAUUGGUGUGGGGAAGAAACUUGGAUGAGCUGGAUGAACACUAUAUAUGUUUGUUGUCCUCUGUUAUUGCGUCUGACCUGGAUGAGCUGAAAGGCAUGAAGAAGUUUGAAGUAGCUAAUGUUGAAGGAGAUGAAGUAGCUAAUGUCUGAAGUAGUUAGCUACUGGAGGAGAUGAUUGAAGAGGUCUGAAGUAGCUAAUGUAGUCAAAGUCCAGUACUACAUGCAGUGAUCCUGCUGAACGUUUUUUUGUAUUGUAAAAUUAAUGAUGAUGGAUGACUUGUGACUGUAAUAUUUUUUGAAAUGAUUAAAUGACUGUAAUGAAGAAGUUUGUACUACGUGAAGUGAUCCUGGUUUAAUGAUUGUAAUAUUUUCUGAAAUGAUUAAAUUUUAUGAAGAUUGAUGACAUUUGGUCUAA
Molecule: messenger RNA, 4906 nt
Organism: Juglans microcarpa x Juglans regia
Lineage: Eukaryota; Viridiplantae; Streptophyta; Magnoliopsida; Fagales; Juglandaceae
Exons: 3
Coding region: 3756-4451 (231 amino acids)
Source: RefSeq, a predicted model, not a curated record